AUGCCAAAACUGGAGCGUAAAGUUACACUGGACAAGGCUGAAAAGCCCAAGUUCUCGCUCUUCCUCACCUCUCCCAUCGUGACCGUCACUGUUGCCAACUCGAGAACGUUCUACCUCCAUUUCGACCUCCUAAUUGCUGAGUCGAAGAGAUUCUCCAACAGUCUGACGGGAGAAUACAAAGAAGCAGAGCAGAAAGCGAUUGAAUUGGAGGACGAAGAUCCGGAGCUUUUUGGAUUCUUUGUCGAAUACCUUUACCGCAAUCAAUCGAUUCUUUCCCGCGACGUUGAGCAUUACUCCGAUUACGUGACGCUGGCGCGCCUAUAUGCUUUGGGAGACCGCCUUAUGGCACGAGAUUUCAAGGCGUACACUUUGUGGAGAUUUGUUCAGCCACUAGAUACCCGCACGAUCAUCUCAGAUGAAAGCAUUUGUGAGCUGCUCCGGAUUGCGUGUGAGGAAAUUAUAGAGAGGGUCGGUGAGGAUCCUCUAAGAUGUCACAUAUUCUGGUAUGCAGGGACCCAAAUCGCAAAGCUUCAGAAGUCUGGCAUGUUUCGUCAGCUGUUAUGCGACACUCCAGAUCUCGGCAGGCAUAUGUGCUUAUGGGUGAGCCAAAAUCAACCAAAAAAACCAGAGAUGCCGAAUGGAAUCAGAUACCAGAGAUUUUCACCAGAGAGCGAGUACCCCCUACAACGCUACUCUGGGACUGCACCAAAGGAUGAAUAG
Bipolaris oryzae ATCC 44560 is the source of this 720-nucleotide messenger RNA. RefSeq lists its product as uncharacterized. Lineage: Eukaryota; Fungi; Ascomycota; Dothideomycetes; Pleosporales; Pleosporaceae. The transcript has 2 exons. Bases 1 to 720 code for a protein of 239 amino acids. Gene Ontology annotation, molecular function: protein binding. The record is from RefSeq and is a predicted model, not a curated record.